Coffea eugenioides is the source of this 1664-nucleotide messenger RNA. RefSeq names its product phosphoribulokinase, chloroplastic. Gene Ontology annotation, biological process: carbohydrate metabolic process. The coding region runs from base 153 to 1373 and encodes 406 amino acids. The transcript has 5 exons. The record is from RefSeq and is a predicted model, not a curated record. Gene Ontology annotation, molecular function: ATP binding; phosphoribulokinase activity. Gene Ontology annotation, cellular component: chloroplast; cytoplasm. Lineage: Eukaryota; Viridiplantae; Streptophyta; Magnoliopsida; Gentianales; Rubiaceae.
UUUUUUAUCGUUUCUUAACAAAGGGUACCAAACCAACUAAAAUGUUCACUUCAUAUACAACCGCAUAAUAUUAACACCUUGCUCUCUCCCAAAAUUCUGUGAGUGAAGAGAGAGAGAGAGGGGGCCAAGAAGAAGAAGGAAAAGAAAAAAAAAUGGCUGUUUCAACAGUCUAUACAAUUCAACCCCUCAACUCCUCAUGCUCAAUCUCAACACCAACAAAAUCCCACUUGGGAUUUAGCCAAAAACAGCAAGUCUUAUUCUUCAGCAAGAGAAUAAACAGCAGCAGCAGCAGCAGGAGAAGCAGCAGUGAGAUAGCUUGCUCAGCUGAGAAAACAGUUGUUAUAGGCUUAGCAGCAGACUCAGGAUGUGGGAAGAGUACUUUCAUGAGAAGAUUAACAAGCGUUUUUGGAGGUGCGGCUGAGCCACCAAGGGGCGGCAACCCUGAUUCCAACACACUCAUCAGUGACACGACCACCGUCAUAUGCUUAGAUGAUUACCAUUCUCUUGACAGAACUGGAAGGAAAGAAAAGGGUGUCACUGCACUUGACCCCAGAGCCAAUAACUUUGAUCUUAUGUAUGAACAAGUUAAGGCCAUUAAAGAUGGUGUUGCUGUUGAUAAGCCUAUUUAUAACCAUGUUACUGGUCUUCUUGACCCUCCUGAGCUCAUCAAGCCUCCCAAGAUCCUUGUCAUUGAAGGAUUACAUCCAAUGUAUGAUCAGCGUGUAAGAGACAUAUUGGAUUUCAGUAUCUACCUGGAUAUUAGUAGCGAGGUCAAAUUUGCAUGGAAAAUCCAGAGGGACAUGGCCGAGAGAGGACACAGCCUUGAAAGUAUUAAGGCCAGUAUUGAAGCCCGGAAGCCAGAUUUUGAUGCCUACAUUGACCCACAGAAGCAGUAUGCUGAUGUUGUCAUUGAAGUUUUGCCAACACAACUCAUUCCUGAUGAUAAUGAGGGGAAGGUUUUGAGAGUAAAGUUGAUACAAAAAGAAGGGGUGAAUCAUUUCAGCCCAGUUUACCUGUUUGAUGAAGGCUCUACAAUUUCAUGGAUUCCGUGUGGGAGGAAGUUAACAUGUUCUUACCCUGGCAUCAAGUUUGCCUAUGGUCCUGAUACUUACUUUGGCAAUGAGGUUUCUGUAGCGGAAAUGGAUGGCCAAUUUGACAGACUGGAUGAGCUGAUUUAUGUAGAAAGCCACCUGAGCAACAUCUCCAGCAAGUUCUAUGGUGAAGUCACUCAACAGAUGUUGAAACAUGCCGACUUCCCUGGCAGCAGUAACGGAACAGGGCUCUUCCAGACCAUAGUGGGGUUGAAGAUCAGAGAUCUCUACGAGCAAAUUGUUGCUAGCAGGGCUGAAGCAUUGCAAACAGCAAAGGCCUAAGAACUUCCUAGAUGCAUGGAAACCCUUGUUCUUCGCAACUUUUCACUAAUUUUCCCAUCAGUUUUCCUCCACUCCAUGUAUCAGUCGACAUUAAAUGAUAAACUCUCCAAACGUGUGUGUUUGAAGCACAAAACUGUGAGACUUGUACCAUAAAGAAACAAAAGAAGAAAUGAAAUGGAAAAGAUAAAGGCAUCUGCAGCCUUUGGCAGAUUGCAAUUAUAUUUCGUUAAAUGCGAAAACUUCUACUGUAAUACAACCCUAUUGGUUUAGUGAUUAAGUUUACAAAGUUCA